Messenger RNA from Zea mays, 1253 nucleotides. RefSeq names its product expansin-B10-like. Gene Ontology annotation, cellular component: extracellular region. The record is from RefSeq and is a predicted model, not a curated record. NCBI's taxonomy places the organism in Eukaryota, Viridiplantae, Streptophyta, Magnoliopsida, Poales, Poaceae. Gene Ontology annotation, biological process: sexual reproduction. The transcript has a single exon. The coding region runs from base 34 to 846 and encodes 270 amino acids.
AGCAUAGUACCAUUCACUAAUCCAAGACAAAACAUGGCUGUGAAUGUGAGAACCAUGUGGUCGUCGAUGCGGGCACAGGUUGCGAUGGUUGUGGCGUUGGUGUUCUUGGUGAGCGGCGCAUGGUGCGGUCCUCCCAAAGUCCCCCCAGGCAAGAACAUCACGGCCACCUAUGGCAAGGACUGGCUGGACGCUAAAGCGACAUGGUAUGGCAAGCCGACGGGUGCCGGUCCCGAUGACAACGGUGGCGGCUGCGGGUACAAGGACGUGAACAAGCCCCCCUUCAAUAGCAUGGGCGCAUGCGGCAACAUCCCCAUCUUCAAGGAUGGUCUGGGUUGUGGGUCCUGCUUCGAGAUCAAGUGCGAUAAGCCUGUGGAGUGCUCCGGCAAGCCCGUGGUGGUGCACAUAACGGACAUGAACUAUGAGCCUAUCGCGGCGUACCACUUCGAUUUAGCAGGCACGGCGUUCGGCGCCAUGGCCAAGAAGGGCGAGGAGGAGAAGCUGCGCAAGGCGGGCAUCAUCGACAUGCAGUUCCGAAGGGUUAAGUGCAAGUACGACUCCAAGGUCACCUUCCACCUUGAAAAGGGGUGCGGCCCCAACUACCUGGCACUGUUGGUCAAGUACGUCGACGGCGACGGUGACAUUGUGGCAGUGGACGUCAAGGAGAAGGGCUCCGACACGUACGAGCCCCUGAAGCACUCCUGGGGCGCCAUCUGGAGGAAGGACAGCGACAAACCGCUUAAGGGACCCCUCACCGUCCGCCUCACUACCGAGGGAGGCACCAAGUCCGUCUACGACGAUGUCAUCCCUGCCAACUGGAAGGCCAACACCGCCUACACCGCCAAAUAAUUAACUUUAGUGCUGACAAUACUUUAAGCUGACCUAUGCUAGCUAUACUAGAUUGGGUUGGAUCCCAAGCAAUGCAUUACACAUGCAUGCAUUGGACCGUGAUAUCUAUUUGCUACCACUACCCUAUUAUGACAGUGAUGCUGGCGCCAACAAUGAUGGUGUCAUCCUCCUUCUCCAUCUUCUUCAUCUCCAUAUAUAGCUAGAGUGAGACUUCGCUGUUGUUUAAAAGAUCAGAGUUAAGAAAUGGAUUGACACGUUAUAUAAUAAGUGCCUAAUGAAAUAUUUGAUAGGCCUUCAUUUUUUAUAAAAGGAUCCAUGAAUGUUGUGUUGUCCAUGUAUCUCCUACGUAAUCCUAACUUUAUCAUGCAUGGCUACAUUUUAAUAGAAUACAUAUUUUUUAUGACUAA